This is a messenger RNA of Labrus mixtus (cuckoo wrasse), 4514 nucleotides long. Its product is annotated as leptin receptor overlapping transcript-like 1. The transcript is spliced from 4 exons. Bases 92 to 487 code for a protein of 131 amino acids. Gene Ontology annotation, cellular component: endosome. The record is from RefSeq and is a predicted model, not a curated record. Lineage: Eukaryota; Metazoa; Chordata; Actinopteri; Labriformes; Labridae. Gene Ontology annotation, biological process: late endosome to vacuole transport via multivesicular body sorting pathway; negative regulation of growth hormone receptor signaling pathway.
GAGGCUCGGUUGGACCGGAGGAGGAGGAGGAGAGGGGGGGGCACUGUUGUCAUCCGUCAGGGCUGUGAGUCGAGCUUUUUGUCCAGAAGAAAUGGCUGGGAUCAAAGCUCUCAUUAGCCUUUCCUUUGGAGGGGCCAUUGGCCUCAUGUUCCUCAUGUUAGGAUGUGCCCUCCCUGUGUACGAUAAAUACUGGCCUUUGUUCCUCCUCUUCUUCUACAUCCUAUCUCCCAUCCCGUACUGCAUCUCACGGAGGGUGGCUGACGACACAGACUCCGCAAGUAACGCCUGCAAAGAGCUGGCCAUCUUCCUCACGACGGGCAUCGUCAUCUCAGCCUUUGGCCUGCCCAUUGUCUUUGCAAGAGCUGAAGUAAUCGCCUGGGGGGCGUGUGCACUCGUGCUAACGGGUAACGUAGUGAUCUUCGCGACCAUCCUGGGCUUCUUCCUGGUCUUUGGAUCCAACGAUGACUUCAGUUGGCAGCAGUGGUAAUCAGCAGGGGGAGGGGGGGGGGACCUUAGUCUGAACUGUUUUUAUUAGCAUUACGGUUAUUAUUAUGGUAUUACUGUUUGGUUCUUGUUGUUGUUAUUUAUAUGAUGACUACCCAUCCAUAGACUCACACCAAACCAGUGCAAUACUUUAUUUUUCUCUUGUUUUUUUAUUCGCCUGCAUCAUACUGGACUGACACAAAGUGGGAUGGAAAAUGCUGACUUAAAGUUGGAUUUUAACUCAUUUUAGUUAAGCUGUCUUAACUUCUGUGUUUGUGAGUUUUUCUCCAUGUGUGUCUCCGCUGAUUUGACUGCUUGUGAAAAAAAAAAGAAUCCAACUGAAAAUCCAAAUAGGACUUAAUCUGACAGGGUCAAGUUCUGGGGCUGUGCGUAAAUCAGCAAAAAAAACUGUUGGCAGAUCUGCACACAACAAGCUCAGCUUUCACCUGCCACUGGUCUUAUUGAUUGAAUCUGUGUCUAUUUUUGGUUUUGUCACAGUGGCAGGUGAAAAGUCAGCUGAAGGUAAUGCAGAUUUUCAGUGGGUUCGUCUCCAUCCAUAAGCAGUGAGUCUAGAAUAAUUAGCCACCAACCCUCGGGUCUUUUGAAGCCUGUUACAUUUGUAAGUCUUAUUUAUUUUCCAGUGUCUGUUUGUGACUUUUACUUUAAAUAAGUGUUUAUUUUUAAUUUCUUAUGUCACACAUAAUGAGAAGACACAUGGAGGAAAUGUCUACAGACCUCCUUACCAUCACUACACACAUCAAAUUAAAAUGACUUGCUGAUUUCCCAGGUGCCAACUGGAUGCAGGCUGCUUGAUCGCCAUGUUCUUUUGCACAUGAUAGCUCUUACCUCACUCUUAGUAUGGGUAGGCUUUACCUUCAAGAAAGCAUGAAUAGCACACAGUGGCUGCCAGCUAGCGUAGGAUUAGCUUAAGGAGGGCAGACUCAUGUGAAAGUCAGCCAAGAUAAGAACUGGGCCGCUUCUAAUCAAGUCCUGGUCAGUCACUUAUAGCCCUUAAGCUUUUAAAUGUGACCCCUUCAAAAUAAAAGCACCCAGCUGCAUUAAGGUUGUUUUUCUCUCUAGAAGCACAUUAUGGCGUCGUGUUUCCUCACACCAGCAUUUUCAUGAUGAAAGCGCAGAUCUGUUUUUUUUUAUUUUUUAUUGUUGUAUAUUCUCUGGUCUGUGUGAAGGAAAGUCGUCCGUUGGUUUGUUUAAUCUGUCGGCAGCUUUGGGAUCAGCGCAGCCUGCAGUCUCUCCUGUUUGCUGUUUAACUGCAGCAGUGGAAGCUAAACAAGCUAACUAGCAUCUGCUGCCUCACUAAAGCACUGGUGUGUUGAACGGGAGCGUUUGUGCUCUCUGAAAUAUUAAGAAAUGUUUUGUAAUGACACUGAAGUAUUAUAAUUAACUAAAUAAUAAGCUCCUCCCCCCCAUUAAUCCUAAAGUAAAUCAAUAAUAUCCACUAUUUGUCUUUUUUCAGAAGUCCUCUUUCAGAAAAUUCUGAACAUAAUUUAAAGGAAUUAGUUCAACUAAAGUCGGAUUGAAAUUAGCCUAGCUUAGCAUUAAGACUGGAAGCAGGAGUAAGCGGCUAGCCGGUGAGAGUUCAAUAAACCGCCUACAAACAAACACGUCUUAAGCUCAUUAUUGAAAUCAACAAAUACAUUGUUUUUAAAAACAAAAAAAUGAUUGACUCUGCCGACAAAAGGAUUUCAUAUUUUCUCUGUGUAGGAGUUUCACAAACAAGAAACUCCAGUUGUCACGAAACCAGAGUUUUAAACUUUGUUAUGAGUCUAGCAAAAAUGGAAUUCUAUAUUUCCUGAACCUGUUUGGAUACCAAAACGUUGCAGGCUAACUCCUACACGCUCUCUACAUUUAAAAAAAUACAUUGGCAACAUUUUGGCACCGAAACAUUACGAGAAUGCAAUUUAGACUGUUUUCUCUCUGCGGCUCUUUUAAAUCUUUGGUACUUUUUUAAUGUAUUCAAUCGAAAUAAAAGACAUCAAUCAAUCAUUGAAAUAACGGCCAUUAUACCGUUUAAGAUGAGAGACCUAAACCACAGUGUUUGGGGUUCUCUGAUUGGUUCAAAUGUUGUUCUUAUGUCAAAGCACUCUGUGCACCUGUGUUGUUUUUAAAGGUUCUAUAUAAUAAAAGUUAUUAUUAAAACACACAGUAUCUUCAAAGUAAUGGAGAAACUUGAGAGAUGUUGACAGACGUCUGUUUACUCCUGCUUCCAGUUUUUUAACCUUAACUAAUAACCAUCCAGCAACGAACGACAUGAAACAUCUAUUUUCUUAAUAUCUACUGGAUAGAAGUCAAAAUGACUGUGUUUGAUCAAAAUGUCCGACUCACGCUGCAAAUAACAUUUAUUUUAGUUUUCUCUUUAACCCUCGUGCAUCACUAUGGACAUUUUUGUCUAUUUGGUCAAAUGUUUCCUCUUCAUCUGGUCAUCAUUUUGUCUCUGUUAGUGCAUUGGGCACACAUUUUUUGUAAGAAAGACUCUCUCUUGACACAUUUUGGAAUGCACAUUUUAUUUUUUUAAUAGAUCACUGUGAAACAUGUUUACGACCCUCUUAAGUCACUAAGGACAAAAAUGUCCACUUCCAAAAAACUGAUAUAAAAAUAGAACAGAUUGAUAUUUUUUUCUACUUUUUUCUGCAUAAAUCUCUUAAACAACUUCAGCCCUGCUCAAAACUACCAAACAAUUAAUCAUUUUUAGGAAUUUAACCCUUUAAAUGCCAGUUUGAUUACUUGAUGUCACUGUUGUUAUUUAAGAAAAAUAUACAAAAAUGAGUUAUUUUCCAUAUUACAAAUAUUUGGUGACUGGGGGAUUUAAAAAAAAAAUCAGUCUUGGAUAUGUCAAAUGUAGUUCCCUGUUUGGACAUUGGAAGGCGAAAAUGUCCAAUUUACAAAAACUGAUAUAAAAAUAGAACAGAUUGAUAUUUUUUUCAACCAGAAUCAAGUAAUCAAACGGGCAUUUAAAGGGUUAAAUUCCUGAUAAUUAUUCAAUAUUUGGUAGUUUUGAGCAGGGCUGAAGUUGUUUAAGAGAUUUAUGCAGAAAAAAGUAGAAAAAAAUAUCAAUCUGUUCUAUUUUUAUAUCAGUUUUUUGGAAGUGGACAUUUUUGUCCUCAGUGACUUAAGAGGGUUGUAAAUUAAACUGAUGCCUGAGGGUUAAACAUCCAAAAGGUAUUCAUUUUUUUUGUUCUCUAACACUAAAGAAACCAGAAAAUAUUCACCUUUGAGAAGCUAGAAUCUGAAUUUUUGACAUUUUUCUUAAAAAGAUUCCUCGACUGAUCGUUUCAUCUCAUAAAUUAACAACAAGUUAUGGAGAAGUAAAAAACACUUCUUUAUAUUGAACAGAUUGUUACCAGUUGUUGUUCUGAUAUUCAUUAUAAUGUCUGAAAAAAAUCUGCUGUAAGAAAUGCAUUGAAGAAAGUCUGGGACGUCGGGCUUUUAGCACUAAACAGAAGCACGCUGCUGUGGUAUUUUUGAGCUCUAUUGUCGGUGAUUUCUUUCAGAGACCUCGAGAGGUUUUGAUUGUACUAAAAACACCACAACCACAACGGCAGCUUUUUGCUUUCCUUUAAAAAACAAGUACUAAGUUAUGAAAUAUUGAAUACUACUGACUGCAUAUUAUUGUGUAACACCGCUUUGAAUCUGACUCUUAAUAGUAAACUCACAUCCUCUGGUUGUAGUCUGCAGACCGGUCUGUGAUUGGACGAGCAGGGUAACUCCUCAUAUUUCACUUUGCUGCAUUUUGAGCCCAGUUUGUCAAACGUUCUCUUCUCUCUGUUCUGUGUGACAGACUCUGGUGUGUAUCUGUGGGAUUUCUGUGUUUUUUGUUGUAAGACAAGAUGUUACGCUUUUUUUGUUUCUCACACGUUUUUGGGAGGAAGUUGUAUUUAUUUAUUUUGAAUUGGACGCUUUGUGUCGACGUCCAAUGCCAUUUUCUAUCUACAAGGUUUGUGUUAACGAGGCAGAAGUCAGCAUGGUGGAUUUCCUUUUCUUUCUUUUUUUUAUUAUUAAAAGCCAUUUUUGAA